Suillus discolor is the source of this 918-nucleotide messenger RNA. RefSeq names its product PRELI-like family-domain-containing protein. Lineage: Eukaryota; Fungi; Basidiomycota; Agaricomycetes; Boletales; Suillaceae. Gene Ontology annotation, molecular function: phosphatidic acid transfer activity. Gene Ontology annotation, cellular component: mitochondrial intermembrane space. The record is from RefSeq and is a predicted model, not a curated record. The transcript is spliced from 4 exons. Bases 111 to 794 code for a protein of 227 amino acids. Gene Ontology annotation, biological process: phospholipid transport.
UCCACCCACACAUCAAUCUUCUAGGCCUGCAGUAGCUGCCCUGUCCGCUCUCUCGUUCUGCUCUUCUAAACCGACUUGAAUUGAAACCAGUCGUACCGGGGUCGUUGACAAUGAAGUUCUUUUCUCAAUCCUUCUUGUACGACGAUCCCUGGUCCAUUGUCUCUCUCGCCUUCUUUUUACGCUAUCCCAAUCCAUACGCAGCUCAUGUCAUUUCGUGCGAUAUCAUUGACAGGCACCAGACAGAGUCGGGCUCCUUAUUGACAACAAGGCUCAUCUUGAAAAGGGGAGCUUUGCCAAGAUGGGCUCCCCAAGGUAUUAUCUCAAGGGCUGAGUCAUGGGUUAUUGAGGAGAGCGAAGUGGAUCCCUUUGGAAAGUUUGUUCGGUGCAGGACCAAAAACCUUGAUCAUGUCAAGGUUAUGCAAAUCGAGGAAACUCAACUGUUCGAGCAAAAUGAAGACGGCCGUACUAUGCAGACGACUGAGGCAUACAUCACCUCCAAGUUCGGCUGGGGAAUGACAAAACGAAUCGAGAGCCAUGGACUAGCUCGGUUCAAGGCUCACGUUCAAAGAUCUCGGCAGGGUGUCUCCCUUAUCCUUGACCUAAUUCGCCAGGCUCGACUGCAGCCUAUGGCGUUAAGCUCGUAUAUAACACAUCUCCACUCAGAACAUUCUUUCGCUUCUACGGAUACUCCGACUUCAUCCCACAGCUCAGACAAUACUGGUCAUGCGCCAGAGGAGUAUUCUUCGCCCACGACUGAAAACACUUGGUUGGGCAAAAUAUGGGGCAGUAGGUGAUCGGUCUGAAGUCCAUUCUUACUUACUUGCUUCCACCUUGACAUAAUUUGGUUUUAGUUUUACGUGUUGCACUCAUUGUAUCAUUAGUGGCAUCUAGUACCCUCACAAAUGUUGUUCACAGAUA